Setaria italica (foxtail millet) is the source of this 945-nucleotide messenger RNA. RefSeq lists its product as uncharacterized. NCBI's taxonomy places the organism in Eukaryota, Viridiplantae, Streptophyta, Magnoliopsida, Poales, Poaceae. The transcript has a single exon. The record is from RefSeq and is a predicted model, not a curated record. Bases 150 to 620 code for a protein of 156 amino acids.
UCGAAGAAAGGCUCCAAUCAUGGGCUUACACGGCCUACAAAGGCCAAGUGCUUGUCGCUACAGAUACAACAACGGGGGCCCGGGCUCCCAAAUUCUUCCAGACAAAUUUUUUCCCGUGCACACUUUUCUCCUCGUCGCCGGCGGCCACCAUGUCGAUCCCCGGCAACGGCCACCUUCCCGCCUCCGCCUCCCUCCCCGACCACUCCUCCGCCUCCGAUUCCGACGCCGAGCCGGAAGCCAACUACAGCCCCAUCGCCGGCGCCGCCUCCGACUCCGAUUCGGACACCGACCCGGACGCUGCCAUGCCCCACCACCGUCUCGACGAGACCGGCAACGGCAUCUCCGCCCUGGAUCUCGCCUCCGACGCGGACGAGGAGGCGGAUGGGGAGGAAGGGGAGCGGGAGGAGGAGGACGUGACUGCGGUGGAGGCGGCGGCGCGGGCGUUCUCGGAGGACGAGCGCCGUCGCCGCGCCCCGCUUCCCGAGGGCGCCGCGGCGCGGAUCGUGGACGCGAUGCGCGGCGUCGAGUUUCCCGGCACGCCGCCGGCGUGGGCGGGCAGCGUCCCCGAGGACCAGUGGGUCGACCGCCUCCGCUCCCUCCGCGCCGGCCGCCCUAACUGAUCUGAGCCAGCACAGAAGGGGCUUCUUUGGCUUCUGAGUUGAUACAACACCAUACAAAAUUUAUGCGAACUUUCGAUCUGGUUUGCGUUUCACGCGGACCAUUUAUCUCUUACUUUGCUUCUACUAGCUAUGUUGCUGUUGUAUUGUAAUCGUGACUGGAGUGCAAAUCUUUGGCGAUAAGAUUUGUGGUUAGUUGGAACUGCGAUCUUGGUGAGGCCUUUACAGUUCAGAGUUCAGACCACUCGUAUGCAAGUUUAGACAGUGUCUCUUUCUUACUGCUGAUUAGAAUUCGAAUGCAAAUCAUUGGAGUUAAGAUUUGGGUGUU